UGUGGGGAGCGCGCGUGAGAGGAUUCGGGUUUCCCGCUCCAGCUCGGCUGGUCGCGUCUGUUAAGGCGGCGGACCGCCAUCUCGAGGGAGACUCAUGUUCUGAUUCAUCCUACUUCUGGACAUUUUUGGGGGCUCAUCCAGCAUGGCCAGGAAAUCAGUCCUAGAAGGAAGGAAGACUUUCUCCCAGUUUCCUUGUCCUUCCUGCAGCCCUGCCAGCUGGGAACAUGGAGGGGAAGGAGGGGGAGCUUAAACUAGGACUCCGGCUGCUGGGCCUAGUCAGCUAUUACUGAGGUGAGUCAAGGGUCCCUCCGUCCUAACAGAUCAUCCCCAAAGGCUGCACAGUUGGCCUGCCUUUGUUCCAUACUCACUGACUUAUGAUGGCCCCAAACGAUCUUAAAGUAAAGCUCUCACGUUCUUGAUCUCCUGCUCAGUACCUUUCCAGGAAUCCUCACUGCUUAUAGGAUAAAGUCCAGGUUUCUCAGCUCAUUCUUGCAUGAUCUGGGUCCUGCCCCCAUCCACAGCAUCUUCUCUUCCCUUUAGUCACACAAGUGAUGCUCCCUUCACUUGUAGUAAAAUGUUACACAAGGCUUCCCAGCCUUUUCUCAGGCUCUUCUUCUCUCUGCUAGAAUACCCUGCCUCCCAUCUCUGGCUGGUAAGUCACACAACCUCUAAGACCCAUCUCAGUUCCCCCACCUUCCCAGAGCUCUUCCUUGCUCUGGUCUCCUGUAGCACUGCCUGCUGCCUCCACUGUAUAACAAAUCUACCUGGGUGUAGUUGUCCCUGCCCAUGUCUGUGAGCCCUGCCAGACUAGACACACUGCCCUUUGGUAGAAUCCUUCCUGUGUGCUAGGAAUCGUACAGGAGCGUCCCAGCAGCAUCUCAGUCACUUCCCAGAGAAUCCCUGUGAGAUGGGGCAGGAUUCAGGGCUCUGAAGGGGGCAUGGGACUUAACUGCCAAUGGUUACCCACAGAGGAAGGUAGUGGGGCCAAGCCUCAGAUCCAAACUAAAGACUCAGGUUUCAUUCUUACUUGAAAUGUGUCCAUGUGUGUGUUGAUGGAGGUCUGGAAGGAACACACCAGACAGCCAUGGGUUCACCUGGAGAUAGGGUGCUGGGGAAGGCUGUCAUUUUUUAUUGUCAGUAGUUCUCCAGUAUUUGAAAUUUUAUUCCAAACAUCUAUUCACUGAGAACUUUUAAAAUUAAGAAAGACGGCUAUCACUAAAAGGGGCGGACGGGCGCUUCAGGCCAUCAUGCAGCCUAAAGUGGACCCAGCACCACCUAUGAAGGCUCUUGCCCCCAAAGUUGUACUGAAUCUAACCAGGCUGCUGCUUUACUGAUUAGUUUCCAGGAAAUGGAAACUCAGGCAGAGGAGCAGCUAAAUGACACCAAGAGGAAGGACCAUAUCCAGAUGUGGCACCCUAAAUCGGGAGCAUGGAAUAAAAAGGGUGGAGGGGUACAGUAAUUUGUGAUCCUCAAGGACGUGGCCAUGGACUUCACUUUGGAGGACUGGGAGCAGCUGGGGCUGGACCAGGGGGACCUGUUCUGGGACACAGCACUGGACAACUACCAGAAGCUCUUCUUGUUGAACCCGCUGAGACCCAACCUGACCUCCUAUCCAGAUGGCGGGGAAGAGCUGGAGACUCUGGUGAGAGGAAGUCCAGAAGUGACAGGCACUGACACAGGUGAGGCCAAGAUCGCCCCUUUGCCACAGGAAUUCUUGGAAGAAGGACUCUCUCAGGAGAUAUUAGAGACAUUUUCCAAGGAUGGCCUCUGGAACUCCAGCUUGGGAGAAGCAUGCAUGGGCGAGAGCUGGUUAGAUAGUUUGUUAGGAGAUCCAGAAAGUCUGAGCUCUGAUGUUGUCACCAACAAGCAAAGUCCCACAGACAGCAAGAGUCAUGAACUCAAGAGCGGCCUCAGUCUUGAGUCCCUCCUUUUCACAGGAGAGGAUUCCCAGAUCCAUGACCUUUCUGAGAAGAGCCUGAUGCCAGCUAAGUCUCAGGAAUGUAGGAAUGACACUGGCUUCCAGAGUCAGCAGAAUACUGUCCAGGAAGGAGUGAAACCAUAUAAAUGUAGUGAAUGUGGGAAGAGCUUCAGCCGCAGUUGCCAUCUUAUCCAGCACUGGAUUAUUCAUAUGUCAGAGAAGCCAAGUGGAAAUCAAGAGUAUGAGAACAGUUUCAACCAGAGUUCUUGUCUUUCUGUGUAUCCAAUGACUCACACAGGUUACAAAUCCUGUGUGUGUAACAAGUGUGGGAAAACCUUUAGUCACAACACACACCUUCUGUGGCAUCAGAAAAUUCACAGUGGAGAAAAAACACAUAAGAGUCAAGAUAGUAACCCUCCGUCAGGUCAUGGCUCGCAGCUUGUUGAGCGGCAGAAAACCCAUAGAGGUGGUAAAUCCUACAAGUGUAACGAAUGUGGUAAGAGUUUCAGCCGAACCUUUCAUCUUAUUCAGCAUCAGAAGACCCACACUCGGAAACGCUAUGAAUGUGCCAAAUGCAAGGCCACCUUCAACUUUAACAAAUACCUCCUACAACAUCAGAAAAUUCAUGCUGCAAAAACUACCUCUAAGUGUCAGGAAUGUGGGAAGUCCUUCAGGCAGAGCUCAUCCCUCAUCAAACACCAGUCUGUUCACAAUGGAGAAAAGCCUUAUAAGUGUGAUGAGUGUGGAAAAUGCUUCAACCAUAUCUUGACUCUAAAGAGCCACCAGAGGGUUCACAGUAGAGAGAAGACUUACAAAUGUAGUGAAUGUGGGAAAGCCUUCUACCGGAACACUCACCUAAGUGAACAUCAGAGGAUUCACACUGGCUACAGGCCUCACAAAUGUAACAUAUGCAUCAAGAGUUUCAGCCGGCCUUCCCACCUGAUUCGACACCAGUCUGUUCAUGCCACAGAAAAGCCCUACAGCUGUACUGAAUGCAGCGAGACCUUCAGCCAUAAUGAACGCCUUGUUCAACACAAAAAACUGCAUGCUGUGGAAACCCGCUAUGAAUGUCAGGAGUGUGGUGAGCGCUUCAUUUGCAGCUCAACACUAAACUGCCACCAGAGUGUUCACACCCAAGAAAAACAAGGACUUGAGAAAGGAAAAAUCUUGAAUCAGAACCUAGAACAGAAAGUGCAUCCAAGGAGUGGUGAGAAGCACUUUAAGUGUAACACAUGCGAGAAAACCUUCAGUUGCAGCAAAUACCUGACUCAGCAUGAGAGGCUUCACACCAGAGAGAAGCCCUUUGAGUGUAACCAGUGUGGGAAAGCCUUUGGCCAAAGUACACAGCUCAUUCACCACCAGAUCAUACACUCUGGAUUGAGGCCAUAUAAAUGUGGGGACUGUGGGAAGGCCUUCAUCCGCAUCACCUCCCUUACCAAACAUCAGUACAUCCACAAGAGCGAGCACCCCUUUAAGUGUAAUGAAUGUGGAAAGGCCUUCAGCCAAAGUUCACGUCUCUUAGAACAUCAGUUAAUUCACACUGCAGAGAAACCUUUUAAAUGUAACCAGUGUGACAGAGUCUUUGUGCAUAGUAAGUACCUUAUUCAGCAUCAGAGAACUCAUGCCAGAAAGACAACUUUUGAGUGUAAUGAAUGUGGAAAAACAUUCAGACACAGCUGGCGCCUUUCUAAGCAUCAGAGAGUUCACACAGGUGAGAAACCCUAUAAAUGCGGUGACUGUGGAAAAAACUUCAGCCUGAAUGCUCUACUUAUUCGACACCAGAGAGUUCACACCAGAGAAAAGCCUUACUUAUGUCGGGAAUGUGGGAAAGCCUUCAGCCAGAGCUCGUGCCUUUCUAUUCACCAGAGAGUUCACACUGGGGAGAAGCCCUACCUGUGUGCAGAAUGUGGGAAAGCCUUUUCCCAGAAAGCAAAUCUGAGGCAGCAUGAGAGAAUUCACACUGGGGAGAAGCCUUACAUCUGUGAUGUGUGUGGGAAAGCCUUUAGCCUCAGCGCCCAUCUCAGUCAACACCAGAGAACUCACACCCAAGAGAGACCAUAUCAGUGUCCACACUGUCAGAAAGCCUUUCGCUGCUACUUAGGUCUCCGCCGACAUCAGCAAGUUCAUACUCAAAAGUAACAUAGCAAUACUAGCUGUGGCCACCAGGUGGCAGCAGGACCUGACAUUUGAGACCUAAAGUUGAAACCAUCACAUUGUAAGUCUAUCCUUCCCUUACCCCCACUCCUGCAAUAUAGAUAAAUCUCUUUAUUAAUAAAGAUUGAUUAGAAAAUUUGCACAUAAGUUUCACUAAAACAAUGAAAACACAAAAGAAGCUGUGUAGUAUCCAAAUUCAGAGGUAGAUUCUGUAGCCAUCUCCUCAGUUAAAUCUCACCUCUGCCAUCUGCUACCUAAGUGACCUACAAAAUCAUGGAACCUCUCAGGGCAUCAGUAUCCUCAUCUGUAAAACAGGCAAAAUAAUAGGUACCUACCUCAGAGGGCUGGUGAGAGGAUAAGUAGAUGUAAAUCACUUAGAUUUGAGUGCCCAGCACAUAGUAAGUACUCACCAAGCAUGAGCUAUACAUAAACAUCAUAUACAACAUACAUGUAAUCUUUUCUGUUAAGAGGAAGAGAAAAAUUAGAAACCCUCUAUAUUUACUGCAGUUAAUGUUCUUACUAAUAUGUGUGGCUUUAAUUUUUAAAGUUUUUCUCCAAAAUGCCUUUGGCUUAAUUUGGUUACCCAAACCCAGCACAUUAAUCUUUAAAAAAAAAAUCUAACCUUUCCCUUUCCUCCAUCUCGGCUCUGUCCUAAUAUUUUCUUAACUAACCCACAGAAAGCCAAGAAAAGCACUUAAACUAACAUCAAAUGGCUAAAACUUUUGCACUUCUAAUCUUCCAUACCUCUCAUUCAAAAGGACCCCUUCCACAUACACAGGCCACCUUUUUUUUUUUAAAUCUUCACCCUAGGACAUGCUUUCAUUGAUUUUUAGAGAGAGGAGGAGAGAG
This is a messenger RNA of Miniopterus natalensis, 4921 nucleotides long. The record is from RefSeq and is a predicted model, not a curated record. Lineage: Eukaryota; Metazoa; Chordata; Mammalia; Chiroptera; Miniopteridae.